GUCGGCCACCGUAUGGUGUCGUGGCGUUUCCUUCCUUCAACGGGUUACGUUUUCACUGUUAGCCAACCUUCCCGGCUUGUGUGGUCUCCUUGUUUUCUUCUACAUCUCAUAUACAUUUAUUGGUCUAAGUUUGGUCUGUAGGUCGAGAUGAGGCGCGCCGGGCUGGGUGAAGGAGGCUCUGGACAUUAUGUAGCCAGUGGAUACAGUGUUCAUGAGGAGGAGAAUCAGCACCUUCAGGAGGGACUGAGAGCCAAAGUCACCGCCUUGAAAAGUCUGUCAAUUGACAUUGGAACGGAAGUCAAAUACCAGAAUAAAAUGCUAGAAGACAUGGACUCAGACUUUGACUCAACGGGCGGACUGCUCGGAUCCACCAUCGGCAGAGUGAAGCAGCUCUCCAGAGGCAGCCAGACGAAACUGCUGUGCUACCUGCUGCUCUUCUGCUUUUUUGUCUUCUUUGUCCUGUACUGGUUUGUCAAGCUGAGGUGAUAAGCGCUCCCUUUUGGACUUGGCCCUUUAGUUCCACAUCUGCAGCCCCAGUCUGAUGGAUGUCAAACCAGAUCGGCACAGUAAUGGUGGUGAUGUAAGGCAGAGAGUUGUUCUAAAAAAAAAAAAAAAAACAGACUUGGCUUUGUGUGCUCAGUGUCUGAGCAGUCCACGCAAUGACCCCCAUUUGGGUUG
This is a messenger RNA of Nematolebias whitei (Rio pearlfish), 678 nucleotides long. RefSeq names its product Bet1 golgi vesicular membrane trafficking protein (gene bet1). The transcript is spliced from 4 exons. Gene Ontology annotation, biological process: vesicle fusion with Golgi apparatus; endoplasmic reticulum to Golgi vesicle-mediated transport. Gene Ontology annotation, cellular component: Golgi trans cisterna; SNARE complex. The record is from RefSeq and is a predicted model, not a curated record. Gene Ontology annotation, molecular function: SNAP receptor activity. Bases 148 to 486 code for a protein of 112 amino acids. Lineage: Eukaryota; Metazoa; Chordata; Actinopteri; Cyprinodontiformes; Rivulidae.